Molecule: messenger RNA, 1623 nt
Organism: Penicillium taxi
Lineage: Eukaryota; Fungi; Ascomycota; Eurotiomycetes; Eurotiales; Aspergillaceae
Product: NADP-dependent isocitrate dehydrogenase
Exons: 4
Biological process (GO): isocitrate metabolic process
Cellular component (GO): mitochondrion
Molecular function (GO): isocitrate dehydrogenase (NADP+) activity; NAD binding; magnesium ion binding
Source: RefSeq, a predicted model, not a curated record
CUGCUCAAUAUGAAUGCUCUUCGGUCUGGUUCCGCUUUCGCUCGCCGGUCCCUGGUGACCCCUCCUCUCUCUCCCUCUUCUUCUCGUCUUCUCUCUUCUCAAACCUUCACUUCUUUCUCUUCCACUUCCAAGAGAUCCCUCUCCUCGAACUCUAUCCUCCCGCGUACUAACAGAAUCACUUCUGCUUCACCUUCCCGCUGGUCCGGAUCGACUUCGUUGUACCUUAACAAAUCUCGCACCAUGGCUUCCGAAAGCACCAAGAUCAAGGUUAAAAACCCUGUUGUGGAACUGGAUGGUGAUGAGGUACGAUCUUUCUCCCCUUUAUAUAGAUUGAACUCGCCGGUGAACCUAGACCUUAACGGCCCGAGGUCGAUGCACAUGCCAAUGCUUAUCACUGUAACAUUUAACAUUGCUAAUAUGGUGAUCUUGGAAAUUUUAGAUGACCCGUAUCAUCUGGCAAGUUAUCAGAGAAAAGACCACCAAAUUAGCUUCCUCGAUAUUGACCUCAAGUACUAUGAUUUGGGUCUUGAGUACCGUGAUGAGACCAAUGACCAGGUCACCAUUGACUCCGCCGAGGCUAUUAAGAAGUACGGUGUCGGUGUCAAGUGCGCCACCAUCACUCCCGAUGAGGCCCGUGUGAAGGAGUUCAAGUUGAAGAAGAUGUGGCUCUCUCCCAACGGAACUAUCCGUAACAUCCUUGGCGGAACCGUUUUCCGUGAACCUAUCAUUAUUCCCACAGUUCCCCGUCUUGUUCCCGGCUGGAACAAGCCCAUUGUUAUUGGUCGUCACGCCUUCGGUGAUCAAUACCGUGCCCAAGACCGUGUCAUCCCUGGCCCCGGUAAGCUGGAGCUCGUCUACACCCCCGUUGGUGGUGAGCCCGAGCGUAUUCAGGUCUAUGACUUCGAAGGUGGCGGUGUUACUCAGUGCCAGUACAAUACUGAUGAGUCAAUCCGUGGAUUCGCUCACGCUUCUUUCAAGAUGGCUCUCCUCAAGGGUCUGCCUCUGUACAUGAGCACUAAGAACACCAUCCUUAAGCGCUACGAUGGCCGCUUCAAGGAUAUCUUCCAGGAGAUCUUCGACAAAGAGUAUAAGAAGGAGUUCGAUGCCAAGAACAUCUGGUACGAGCACCGCCUGAUCGACGAUAUGGUCGCUCAGAUGAUUAAGAGCGAGGGCGGCUUUGUUAUGGCCCUGAAGAACUACGACGGUGAUGUCCAGUCCGACAUUGUCGCCCAGGGUUUCGGCUCCCUCGGUCUGAUGACAUCCACCCUGGUCACCCCUGACGGCGAGGCCUUCGAGGCCGAGGCCGCCCACGGCACAGUCACUCGCCACUACCGCGAGCACCAGAAGGGCAAAGAGACCUCUACCAACCCCAUUGCCUCCAUCUUCGCCUGGACCCGUGGUCUGAUCCAGCGUGGCCAGCUCGACAACACCCCUGAAGUUGUCACCUUCGCUGAGCAGCUCGAGCGUGCCUGCAUUGACGUUGUCAACGAGGAAAAGAUCAUGACCAAGGAUCUUGCCCUGGCCUGUGGUCGCAAGGACCGUGAGGCCUGGGUCACCACCUCCGAGUACAUGGCUGCCGUUGAGCGGAGACUCAAGGCUAACCUCAAGUCCGUCAACUUGUAA